AUUCAACCCCCGUCAAGACAAGGCUAUAUAGGUUUCGAGUUCCGUUCUGAGUGAUGAAAACACAUCCCUUACAUCUUGGUCACUCUCGUAUCUCGCCUCUACCGAUUCCAACGCAACUUCAACGCCGCCGAACGCACAAUGUCCGCCGCGCCUCUCGCGCCCCGAGGGGAAGCCUCCUUCGACCUCUACGCCUACAACCCCUCCGCCGCCGCGGGCUGGGCCUUCGUCGUGAUCUUCGCUCUCGGCGCCGCGGUGCACCUCUUCCUGAUCUUCCGUCUCCGCGCGUGGUUCUUCAUCCCAUUCCUGCUGGGGUGUAUCGGCGAAGCCUUCGGCUACUACGGCCGCGCGUGGUCGCACAACCACAUCCGCAACGGCAGCCCCUACCUGCUGCAGCUGAUGCUGAUCCUGGGGUCGGCGCCGCUGCUCUCGGCCAGCGUCUACAUGACGCUGGGGCGGGUGGUGCGGGCCCUGCACGCCGAGUCGGCGACGGUCAUCCGCUCGACGUGGAUGACCAAGAUCUACGUGCUGAUCGAUAUCGGCAGCUUCGUGUGCCAGAUGAUGGGGUCGGCGAUGCAAGCCAGCGGCGACGCCGACGGGGUGCGGACCGGCCAGCGCGUGGUGAUCGGGGGCCUGGGGGUGCAGCUCGUCGCUCUGGGGUGGUUCCUCGUCGAGGCCGGCGCGGUGCAUCGCCGGCUUCGUACGAGGCCGCCGUCGGCCGCGGCGCGCGACCCUGCGGUGCCGUGGUCGCGCACGAUGUGGACGUUGCAUGCGGUCACGGGGUUGAUUACGGUGCGGAGCGUCUAUCGGCUGGUGGAGUUUUUGGCGGGCACCGACAGUGUGUUGAGUAAGAAGGAGGCGUUUUUGUAUGUCUUUGACGCGUCGUUGUUGGCUGUUGCUGUGUUUGCGUUUGCGGCGGUGCAUCCCGGGAGGAUGUUGCGGGUGGUCAGGAGGAUGGGGCAUGAUGGGUUGUUUGAUGGGGUCGUCAUGUUGGACUAGGUGCUUUACUGGGAUGUGUGGUUCGUGCUUUUGCUUCUGGACUGGCUGGUUCCGGUCUUGUGUUUGUUGCUGGCAUGGAGAUCUUUGUUUUGGAUGGGAGUUUGGGGUAUGUGUCCUUUCCAUAGGUACACAUGGAACCUUUAUUGUGGCAAGUCGGGAUUUAUUCACUUUCGAGAUCGGAUUGCAG
Aspergillus fijiensis CBS 313.89 is the source of this 1183-nucleotide messenger RNA. Its product is annotated as RTA1 domain-containing protein. The record is from RefSeq and is a predicted model, not a curated record. NCBI's taxonomy places the organism in Eukaryota, Fungi, Ascomycota, Eurotiomycetes, Eurotiales, Aspergillaceae. The transcript is spliced from 2 exons. Bases 139 to 996 code for a protein of 285 amino acids. Gene Ontology annotation, cellular component: membrane.